Molecule: messenger RNA, 8889 nt
Organism: Anolis carolinensis (green anole)
Lineage: Eukaryota; Metazoa; Chordata; Lepidosauria; Squamata; Anolidae
Gene: nbeal2
Product: neurobeachin like 2
Biological process (GO): intracellular protein localization
Cellular component (GO): cytosol; membrane
Molecular function (GO): protein kinase binding
Source: RefSeq, a predicted model, not a curated record
UUGGAGAGGUUUGUCUCCAGGGCGCACGGCUCUGCUUGGCUCUGCUUGGCUUUGCCCGCCUUUCCCGGCCUUUGGAGGCGGCUCAGGUGCCGGAGGAGGAGCCCUCGGAGCCGGAGGCGUUGGAGGAAGGUCGGAGGCAGCUUUAGCCGCCGCCCCCGGAGCCCGGGGAACAGGAACAGAGCCGCUUUCGUCGCGCGUAAAAGUUGCCUCCCCGCGCGCGCGCCGUGCGUCAAAGGCUCCCUUCCCUUUCUUUCUCUCUCUUUUGCGCGCGCGGCGCCUGCUUUCCCAAACCGCCUCCUUUCUUUCUUUCCUUUCUUUCUUCCUUCCUUCCUUCCUUCCGAGGCACGCCAUGAAGGGAGGAAGAGGAGGACGAGGAGGAGGAAGGAGAAGGAGAGGAGGAAGGCACCGGGCCAAAGCCGCCGUUUGAACCGGAGGAAGAGGAGCCCAAAAGAAGGAGGAGGAGGCGGAGGAGCAUGGCUUCCAAGGAGCGCCUCUACGAGCUCUGGAUGCUCUACUUCGCCAAGAAAGAUUUGGCGAAACUGCAGCAAUGGCUGGAAGCGUUCGUCGCAAAUUUUGAGAAAAUAAUUGCAGUGCAUUCGCUAGAACCAAGAAGGCCGGAGGAGUCGGUCUCGGAGAUCCCGCUGCUUCCCCGCGAUGUGCUGCAGGUCCUGACCCAACAGCUGGCGCACUGCGUCUCCCAGGUCUCCCGGCCGGAGGUGGCCGAGGCUGGCCUCCCCCAGGCCCUCUUGCUGGUCAAGUUCUUCAUCAUCAUUUGCAGGAAUCUAGAAAACGUCCAAGCUGAACGGCCCCCAGUUUUCGUCCACGAAGUCGUCAGCUUGUUGUCGGCUUAUUCGAAAAAGACCUGCCUUUCCUGCAAGCCUCUCCAGAUACAUCUCCAGGAGUUCCCAAACUUUGCCUCCUUCCAGAUGUUUUGGGCUUCAAUCUCCCAGAAUUCUUCACUGUUCACCAAGCUGGAUGAGGAUACAAAGCAUGGCAAUCACCUCAAAAGCCCCCAGCCGUUGCCUUGCAAGAGUCAGCUGGAGAAAGUUGCCCUUUACACGCUGCACCUCUCCGAAUGCCUCUUUGAUCCCUACCAGACCUGGAGGAGACAGCUCAGCGGGGAGAUCAUCAGCAUGAAAGAGAAGAGCAAAUACAAGUUCGUGCCGACCGUGUUGCCCCAGGAGUUCAACUCUUUUUUCCAAGAAUGCUUCAAAGAUGGAGAACAGCUUCCAGAGGCUCUCCAGCUGCGGCUGAUCCAUCUCUUCGGAGCCAUCAUCUCCGGAUCCAAGGCCAAUGCGCUGCUGGCGGUGACCCCGUCCUCGGUGGAGGUGCUGAUGCUGGUGCUGCGCAGGUGGUGCUCCCCGGGAAGCCCGCCCCCCGCCGGAGACCCCAAUGUGCUGGCGCUGGCCCUGAAGAGCCUGGUGGGCAUGGUGCACGUCCUGCACGCCGGAAGCCCCCCCGGGCAGCGCAAGGUGGAGAUCCGCGCCAUCCUGGACAGCUACUUCCAGGUCCUCAACGCCGACCAGCCCGUGGCCACCAUGCAGGGCUCUCCGGGCGGGCAGUGGGAGGAACGGCUUGUCGCCCUCCGGGUCAGCAUGCUGGAUGCUAUCCCUGAAAUGUUAAACUGCGACGACCGGCCUGUCUUGCAAGCCAUCUUCCUCAGCAACAACUGCUUUGAGCACAUCAUCCGGCUGAUCCAAAACAGCAAGCUCUACUUGAGUGGGGAGAGCAAGGCUUCCGGGAGCGACCUUGCCAUGCGGCUGCUGAGCGAGGCGGAUGUCCACCAGGUCUUUGACCACACUUCGGACGCCAUUCCCAUCCACGCCAUCAGAGUCCUGACCUCGAUCAUGAGCGGCUCCCCAUCCGCCAAGGAGGUGUUCAAAGAAAGGAUUGGCUAUUCCCAUCUAUACGAAGUCCUGAAGAGCCAGAGUCAGCCCACAAAGAAGUUGCUGGAGGAGCUUCUCAACAUGGCGGUCGAAGGGGACCACGGCUCAUUCCCGAUGCGCCCGAUCCACAACGAGCAGCCGCUCCUGGUCCUGAUCCAGUGGAUCCCAGAGCUGCGUUCCCGGGACCUGCGGGUCUUCCUCUCCGAGCGGCUGAAGAAGAUCUGCGACACCUCCCUGCGCAGCCGCACCACCUGCGUGGAGGCCGGGAUGGUGGGGGCCCUGCUGGACGCGCUCUGUGCCGCCGAGGCCGAGCCCCUGGACGGGAAGUGCGCCGAGAACCUGCUCUUCCUCCUGCGGGUCCUGGGGGGGCUCUCCCUCCGCCCGGGAGAACUACGGCAACUCCUCCGUCUCCUCCGGACCGAGCCGGGGAAAGGGGCGCACCCCUACGUCACGCAGGUGGUCCGUGCGCUCUCGGGGAUGGCCCGCAAGGAGGGUCCGGAGCGGGCCCUGCAGUACUUCGACCUCAGCCCCAGCAUGGCGGGCAUCAUGGUGCCGGCCAUCCAGAAGUGGCCCGGGAGCGGGUUCGCCUUCCACGCUUGGGUCUGCCUAGGGGACGAGGCCGGCCGGGGGGAACCCCCCAAGGAGGCCCCCAAGCUCAAGCGGAAGCAGCUGUACAGUUUCUUCACGGCCAGCGGGACCGGGUUCGAGGCCUUCUUCACCACUGACGGGAUGCUGGUGGUGGCCGUUUGCACGAAAAAGGAGUAUAUGACGGUCGCCCUUCCAGAGUUUCCUUUCAACGAUGCAGCCUGGCAUUGCAUCGACAUUGUCCACAUCACCGGCCGCAGGCCCUUCGGCCAGAAUAUUGUGAACAUUUACGUGGAUGGGCAUCUCCGGAAGAUGGCACAGAUGCGGUUCCCCUCGUUUGGUGAGUCUUUCACGUCUUGCUGCAUUGGCUCCGCCGGGCACCGGACCACCACCACGUCCACGAUCUUCCCCUCGCCGUCCCACUCGCCGGAGCUGGGCUUCCCUUCCCACCCUUCGCUGAGCCGCUCGCAGUCCUUCCCGGCCUCCCUGGCGCCCCACUCCUGGGCCCCCCUCCCUCCCCAGCCCCCCAAGGAGGGCCUGGUCUCCACAAUGGCCGCCGGGAGCCAGGACACGGAGUGGGGGGUGCCCACCUCCCUGGAGGGGCACCUGGGGUCCGCCUCCAUCUUCUGCGAGGCGCUUCCGCCGGCACAGGUCAAGGCCCUGUACGCAGCAGGACCAAAUGUGACGUCGCCUUUUAAGCCGGAAGGGGAUUUUCCAGAAGUCAGUAGCAAGCUGCUUCUGUAUUACACGCCACAGGCCUGCAAAAGCAACAUCUGCCUGGACCUUUCCCCGAACCAUUUCUACGACGGGAGGCUGACCGGGCACAAAGUGGUGAACUGGGAUGUCAAGGACGUGGUGAACUGCGUGGGCGGGAUGGGGGUCCUUCUCCCGCUUCUGGACCAGGUGGCCUCCCAGAAGAAGGAGGCCGAAGACCCCCAAGAGACCCACAACCUGGUGGGGCCGGAGCUGACCUCUUCCCACAACAGCGCCCAGGGCUUGCUCAUCCCGCUGGGGAAGUCUUCAGAGAGCAGGCUGGAGAGGAACGGCAUAGCUGCCUUCCUGCUGUUGGUGAAGAACUUCAUCCGCGGCCAUGCGGUCAACCAGGAGAGCCUGGUCCAGUGCCACGGACCGGCCAUCAUCGGAGCCCUGCUGCAGAAGGUCUCCAGCCAAGCCAUGGACAUGAACGUCUUGAUGGCCUCUCAGGUCCUGAUGGAGCAGGUGGCCUUGGAAGGACACAGUCUUCUGCAGCACCUCUUGUAUCAAUACCUGCUCUUCGACUUCCGCAUCUGGAGCAACUGCGACUUCGCCGUCCGACUGGGCCACAUCCAGUACCUGUCCAACAUAAUUAAGGACCACAAACAAAGGAUCCGCAGGAAAUAUGGGGUCCAGUACAUCCUAGACUCCAUCCGGACCUAUUAUGGGAUGUGUAAAGAGAAAGCCGUUGCCACCGAUGACCUCCGGACGGUGCAGACGUCCCUCUUCAGCCUGGUGAAGGACUUCCUCGGCAGGAACUUCUCCGCCGAGGAGAUGCAGAGCACCUUCAACUACCUGGCCGCCGUGAACGAGGAGCACCAGGUGUGUGGGAUGCUGGAGGUCAUCCACGGCCUGCAGAAGAACUCCCCGUCCCAGGAGCAGAUCUACGCUUUCCUCUUUGAGCCGGGAAACGUGGAGAUCCUGUUCUCGCUGCUGGUCCAGCGGAAGUUCUCCGACGAAGUGCGGGAGAGGAUUUUCAAGAUCCUGUACAAGCUGCUGAAGUACGAGAAAGUGAACGAACGAUGCAAAUACCGGCUGAAGCUGAAGGACAUUGGCUACCAAGGCCUGCUUUCUUCCCUGAACGACAUCCCCGUCUCCAUGCUCCUCUUCCGCUGCCUCCUGGAACAGGUCCUUGCAUCAGAUUCCCCAAACUACAAAGACUUGAUGGCUGUCGUUUACCUGUCUCACCGGGCCGAGCUGGCCGUCCGGCUAGACAUCUGCAGGAAGCUCUUCCACCUGAUUUACGCCCAGCACGACAUGGUCAAGCACUUGGCCAAACUGGCCGGGUGGCAAGACACCCUCACCAAGCUCUACGUGAAGGAGUCCUACGAAGGAGCAAACCCUUCCCGCCGUACGCCUUCAAGUCCUUCGACUCCUUCGACCUGGCCAGCCAUUCCUCCUCCUCCAACAACACGGACGGCCCCGGGCAGGGGGAGCCUCGUGGCGGGGAGGCGGUAGGCAGACCGCGUCUACCACCCGCUCUCCCCGUUCUCCAUGUGCCCCUUCGACCUGGGCUUGGACGUCGGCAGCACCAGCUCCGCGGCCACGGCCGAGAGCGGGAGCCAGACCCCCGUGAGCCUGCCGGGGACCCCCUCCCCCUUGGAGAGCUUCAAGCCCUUUCCCGGGACGCGAGCGCGGAAGAGCUCCAGCCUCUCUAACGUCUUGGACGACACCAGCUACCAGGAAGCGCUGCCCAGCGACAACAUCUCCAACACAAGCAACCCUCAGCAAACCCCCGAGGAGGAGCUUUGCAACCUGCUCACCAACAUCAUCUUUUCCGUCACGUGGCGUGGCGUGGAGGGCUGGGACGACGUGGCCUGGAAGGAGCGGGGACAGGUCUUCUCCGUCCUCACCAAGCUGGGAUCGGCCUGCGAACUGGUCCGCCCGCCGGAUGAGGUCAAGCGCAGCCUUCUGGAGAUGAUGAUGGAGUCGGCAUUGACGGACAUCAAAGAGGCCACGGCGGCCAUGCUGCCCAGCUUGACCCAGAACGCCCUGAAGCUGCUGCGCCUCCUCCAGGACUUCCUCUUCUCCGAGGGUCACAACAACCAGGCCUUGUGGAGUGAGAAGGUUUACGAGGGUGUCAACAGCCUGCUGGACAAACUGGGUGUGUGGUACCACUUGGCCAACGGCACUUCUGAUUUGAAAGAGAUGGCCCAGAUUGGCCUGCGGGUGCUGAUGGGGUACAUCAUGCUGGAGGAUGUCCAGCUGCAGUCGGUGGCCUACGUGAAGCUGCACAGCCUGCUCCAGACGGCCUCUGUGCCCAAGAGGGAGGAGGCCUGCUACCUGCUGGGCAAGCUGGAGACCCCCCUCCGGCGCUCGCUGCACAGCAAGUCGGAGACCUUCUCCUGGCUGGUGCCGGUGGUGCGCACCCUGAUGGACCUGUGCUACGACACCCUGCAGCUGCAGCACGUCCUGCCCUCGCUGCCCCCCACCAACGGCAGCCCCACCUUCUACGAGGACUUCCAGGCCUUUUGCGCCACCCCCGAGUGGACCGCCUUCGUCGAGAGGCACGUGCAGCCCACCAUGGCCCAGUUCGAGAUGGACACCUUUGCCAAGAGCCACGACCACAUGUCCAACUUCUGGAACUCCUGCUACGACGCCCUGAUGAGCAGCUCCCAGCGGAGGGAGAAGGAGAAGGCCGAGAGCCGGAGGAAGUUCCAGGAGCUCGUUCUGGAGCCGGUGAUGAAGCGGGCCAAGUACGAGAACAUGCGUCACACCAACAUGCUGAAGCAGGUCAACAACCACCACAACACGGUCCUGAAGCAGUGGAAGGCACUGCGCCGCUUGCUCACCUCCCAGCGCUCGGCCUGGGCCCAUCGGAAUCCCCCCGAGAUGCACUGGAAGCUGUCGAGUGCGGAGACCUACUCUCGAAUGCGGCUGAAGCUGGUUCCCAAUUACAACUUUGACUGCCACACAGAGGCCAGCGCUCUUCGGGACAAUCUGGGCGCUGACCAUUUGCACAACCCGGCCGAACCCCUCCCCUUAGCAGUGGCCAAGGAGGCCAAGGUCAGCGAGAUGCAGGAUGACCAGCUGGCCGAAGAGGACCUCUCCUUCCUGGACAGCCACGUGGAGCCCAAGGAGCAAAGCCAGAGGGAGAAGCUGGUCAUCUCGGAGGACUGCGAGCUCAUCACCACGGUGGCCGUCAUCCCCGGGCGCUUGGAGGUGACCACACAGCACAUCUACUUCUACGACGGCAGCAGCGAGAAGGACGAAACCGAGGAAGGAAUCGGGUACGACUUCAAGCGUCCUUUAGCGCAGCUCCGGGAAUUGCACCUCCGCCGCUACAAUCUUCGCCGAUCCGCACUAGAAUUCUUCUUCAUCGACCAGGCAAACUACUUCCUCAACUUCAAAAAGAUGGUGAGGAACAAGGUGUACUCCUCCAUCCUCAGCCUCCGGCCGCCGAACCAGAUUUACUUUGGAAGCCGUUCCCCGCAAGAGCUGCUCAAGGCGUCCGGAUUGACUCAGAAAUGGGUUUACAGGGAAAUCUCCAACUUCGAAUACCUCAUGCAGCUGAACACCAUUGCCGGGCGGACCUACAACGACCUCUCCCAGUAUCCCGUGUUUCCGUGGAUCCUGCAAGAUUAUGCCUCGGAGACCCUGGACCUCAGCAACCCGGCCGUCUUCCGGGACCUUUCCAAGCCCAUUGGCGUGGCCAACGAAAAACACGCCAAGGACGUGAAGGAAAAGUACGAGAGCUUUGAGGACCCCACCGGGAUGAUCGACAAGUUCCACUACGGCACCCACUACUCCAACGCCGCGGGCGUCAUGCACUACCUCAUCCGGACGGAGCCCUUCACCACCUUGCACAUCCAGCUGCAGAGCGGAAGGUUUGACUGCUCUGACCGCCAGUUUCAUUCCAUCCCAGCUGCUUGGCAAGUCCGAAUGGAAAACCCUGUUGAUGUGAAGGAGUUAAUCCCGGAAUUCUUCUACUUUACGGACUUCCUGGAAAACCAGAAUGGCUUUGACCUGGGCUCCCUCCAGAUCUCCAACGAAAAAGUGAGGGACGUCAUCCUUCCCCGGUGGGCCGAGUCCCCAGAAGACUUCAUCCACAAACACAGAAAAGCUCUGGAAUCGGAGUAUGUCUCUGCCCAUUUACAUGAGUGGAUCGACUUAAUCUUUGGGUAUAAACAAAGGGGUCCUGCAGCUGUGGAAGCAUUGAAUGUCUUCUAUUAUUGCACCUAUGAAGGAGCCGUUGACUUGGACGCCAUCGCAGACGAAACCCAACGGAAGGCUUUGGAAGGCAUCAUCAGCAACUUUGGGCAGACCCCGUGCCAGCUGCUGAAGGAGCCUCACCCGGCCAGGCUUUCGGCCGAAAACGCCGCCCGGAGACUCUCUCGGCUGGACACCUUUUCCCCCAACAUUUUCGAGAACCUCGGGCAGCUGAAAUCCUUCUUCGUGGAAGGCAUCAGCGAUGGCAUCCCCUUGGUGCAGGCGGUGGUCCCCAAGAACCAAGCCCACUCCUUCAUGACUCAGGGCUCUCCUGACGUUCUGGUCACUGUGAGUGCCAAUGGGCUGCUGGGAACCCAUGGCUGGCUGCCUUAUGACAAAAACAUCUCCAACUAUUUCAGCUUCACCAAAGACUCCACCGUCUCCAAUGCAAAGACGCAGCGCUACCUGUACGGCCCCUUUGCGCCGGGUGUGGAGGUCUCCGCCAAGACCCUGGCCGUCUCCCACGACGGGAAGCUCCUCUUCAGCGGCGGACACUGGGACAACAGCCUCCGGGUCACCUCUCUGAGUAAAGGGAAGGUCGUGGGGCACAUCCACCGGCACAUCGACGUCAUCACUUGCCUGGCCUUAGAUCUGUGCGGAAUCUACCUCAUUUCCGGGUCUCGGGACACCACCUGCAUGGUCUGGCAGGUCCUGCAGCAGGGCGGCUUCUCCGUCGGUCUGGCGUCCAAGCCCAUCCAGGUCCUCUACGGACACGACGCGGAGGUCACCUGUGUCGCCAUCAGCACCGAACUGGACAUGGCCGUGUCGGGAUCAAAGGAUGGCACCAUCAUUGUGCACACGAUCCGGAGGGGCCAGUUCAUGAAGUCCUUCCGCCCGCCGUGCGAGAGCGCCCUGCCCGCCAGCGUGGCCAACCUGGCCGUGGGGCACGAGGGGCAGCUGGUGGUCCAGACCACCGUGGAGGGCAGGGCCUCCCUGAAGGACAAGUUUGCCUUGCACCUUUACUCCGUCAAUGGCAAGCACCUCUCCUCCGUUUCCCUGGACGAGGAGGUCAGCUCCAUGUGCGUCACAGAAGAGUUUGUGGUGCUGGGCACCAUUCAGUGUUCGCUGCAGAUCCGAGACCUCCAGAGCCUCCGUCCCGCCGUCUCCCCGUUGGCCAUGAAGGUGCCCGUCCACAGCGUCUCGGUGACGAAGGAGAAGAGCCACAUCUUGGUCGGCCUGCAGGACGGGAAGCUGAUCGUGGUCGGGGCCGGGCAGCCCUCCGAGGUGCGGACGGGGCAGUUCCACCGGCGCCUCUGGCGCUCCACGCGGCGCAUCUCCCAAGUGUCCUCCGGCGAGACGGAAUACAACCCUGCCGAGUCCAAAUAACCAACAAGGAGCGGUUCGGUUCCCAAUCCAUCCCUGUUGCCUUGCAGCCACGUCUGCCGUCGACGACACCCGGCCCGCCUCGCAGGGGGAACCUGCGUCCUUCCGGUGACCCUCUGGCAUCCCGAUGCCG